AUGAGGCUCACCUACUUGGAUCUGGCGGCUGCCUUGCUGAUGGUUUUACCCCAAGCCGCCGCCCAUGUGGCUCUGCUGCGGCCUCGCGUCAUUAUGCCAGCCGUGCCAGCCGAGGACUUCUUCUAUCAGCCGCCGUCUGGCUUUGAGUCGCAGAUCCCAGGUACGGUCCUGCGCCAAAGAGCGGUCGUGGUGGCUUUCUUCGGCAAAGUCCCAAAUUCUGUACAGGCCUACCAGCUUCUUUAUCGGACAUCGUCCCUCAACGGCUCAGCCAUUGCCACCGUCACGACCAUCUUCAGGCCGCUCGCUGCCAAGUCGGAUGGUUUCGUUUCGUUUCAGACCGCCUACGAUAGCGCAACCAACAGAUGCGACCCGAGUUACACCUACCAGCUUGGUGCCAAGCAGGAGAGCAUGUAUACCGCCGCCGAGACGGUUCUCUUAGAGGACUACCUCUUAGCGGGCUAUAUCGUUGCGUCCCCAGACUACGCGGGUCCUGACGCCGCCUUCACCGCUGGUCGGGUUUCUGGGAUGGGAGUUCUGGACGGCAUUCGUGCUGUGCAGAACUUCCACAAAGCCCUUGCCCUCACAGCAAGCCCCAUGGUUAUAGGCGUCGGGUACUCGGGCGGUGCCCUCGCCACCGGCUGGGCGGCAGGGUUGCAACCAAAGUACGCGCCGGAGCUGGCUAUAAAGGGAUGGGCCGCUGGUGGCACGCCAGCUAAUCUGACGGGGACUCUGGUCCAAAUUGACAAUACCAGCUCCAGCGGGCUUAUCCCAGUCGCUCUCGCAGGCCUUGCCAAGCCCAGCGCUUAUCAGACUGCACUUCAGGGACUCUAUGACAAAAUCUUUACGGACAAAGGCCGCGAAGCUCUCGACUUCGCAAAUGAAAAUUGUGGACCCGCCGUCGUCAAAAAAUAUGGAAACAUCUCUGUUCUGAGCGCCGACUUUCAGACCCUAGGUCGUGGUCUCAUUUCCGAAGCAGAGUUUGCAGGGGUUGUUGACGACAACUUAAUGGGCCUCAAAAAGGUUGAAACGCCUAUAGCCCCAGUGUACCUGUAUCACUCUAUCGCGGACGAAAUCGUUCCAUACGCCGACGCUUCGACACUGAGCAACACGUGGUGCGCCAAUGGCGCAACUGUCAAGUUCACAACUUAUGCUUCUGGUGGCCAUGAGGCGACAGAGCAGAAUGGCUCCCAAGGUGCGUUGCAGUUUGUUGAGCAAGCAUUCAAUGGAACAGUGGUAUCUGGCUGCGAAUCUAUUACGGUCACGCCCAGCUCUUAG
Akanthomyces muscarius is the source of this 1275-nucleotide messenger RNA. RefSeq lists its product as uncharacterized. Gene Ontology annotation, molecular function: triacylglycerol lipase activity. NCBI's taxonomy places the organism in Eukaryota, Fungi, Ascomycota, Sordariomycetes, Hypocreales, Cordycipitaceae. Bases 1 to 1275 code for a protein of 424 amino acids. The record is from RefSeq and is a predicted model, not a curated record. Gene Ontology annotation, biological process: lipid catabolic process. The transcript has a single exon.